Rhincodon typus (whale shark) is the source of this 1446-nucleotide messenger RNA. RefSeq names its product piezo-type mechanosensitive ion channel component 1-like. Gene Ontology annotation, molecular function: mechanosensitive monoatomic ion channel activity; monoatomic cation channel activity. Lineage: Eukaryota; Metazoa; Chordata; Chondrichthyes; Orectolobiformes; Rhincodontidae. Gene Ontology annotation, biological process: regulation of membrane potential; cellular response to mechanical stimulus; detection of mechanical stimulus. The transcript has 7 exons. The record is from RefSeq and is a predicted model, not a curated record. The coding region runs from base 1 to 816 and encodes 271 amino acids. Gene Ontology annotation, cellular component: plasma membrane.
AUGCCAGAAGACAUCAUUGUGGCUCACAUCAAGAGUGACGCAAACCUGCUGUGGAGCAUUAGUCCGGCCAGUCUCAAGGCAAUGAAAGAAGAAAUUGCCAAUUCUUCACAGAUUUACGUACAUCUCCAAUGGACCAUUCUGAGGAAUGCUUCCCUGCUGAUGAAUCCCGAAGCAUUUGGUGAACACACAGUGGUCUGUACAGACAGGGAAGUGAGAGAGGAGCUUGUUCAGCUGCUGGAAGGGACACGUGAGAAAUCAGUGGUAAUCAAGGAAUUGCUCCCAAAAUACAUUCGAGCGACACGUCGAACUGAAGCGACGCCAGCUUUCCGACUCCAAACAAGUUUUCCCAGUGGUGACAAAGAAAGGCUGGCCCUGUUCAGGAACAUCUCGCUGCAGAUGGAGGAAGAGCUCAGGGCAUGCACCACAUCACACGAAAAGCUGAGGUGGUGGAACGUCAAGGAGUGUGACCCACAGUGGCCUAGCCAGGGCUGCAGCAACAUGAAGCUCAUCAUCUUCAAUGACAAAGUCAGCCCCUCGAGUCUGGGUUUUCUUGCUGGAUAUGGGAUCAUCGGUCUGUAUCUGUCUGUGGUAUUGGUCAUUGGAAAGUUUGUUCGAGAAUUCUUCAAAGGUAUCUCUCGCUCCAUCAUGUUUGAGGAGCUGCCCAAUCCUGAUAGAAUCUUGAAGCUGUGCACUGACAUCUUCCUCGUGCGUGAGAUGGGCGAGUUAGAACUCGAAGAGCAGCUUUUUGCCAAACUCAUCUUCCUUUACCGCUCUCCUGAGACCAUAAUCAAGUGGACCCGUGAGAAGCAAGAGUGAAUGAUAAUAAUGAGAAAUUAAACAUUCUUUACACCCAGGAAAGGGUGUAUCCAUUCAACAUUAACCUCAGGAAACCACAUGGCAGCCUUGGAUUCCAUCGAACUCUUUUUAACAGCUCCCUCACCGAGACAGAAAGUCUGCAUGUUUAUUCUUCCUGCAAUGUAUUGAAUUUGAACUUUUUACACAAUUAUAUACCUCAGCAGUACUAAGUGAUAGGCACUAGCUGCAGAAUUACUGCAUAACUGACACAUUGCUAAAAAGACAAUAAUUGAAUUCCUGGUCCUAUCAAAUGUGCAAUUUCACAGCUUGUACUAACUUCCGCUUCAAGUAUCAAAUGCUGUUUAGAAAUUAAGAACAGGAAGCGUUCGAACUGCAGAAGACCAUCAACAUCUACUCAAAGAACUGAAAGGACGUUGUCAAUGUGAUCAGAGACUAGAAGGACUUGAAAGAAGCAAAAGGGACACCUCAUUGAAUCCUGUGGACUGUAUUCUCCUAAUUUUUUGUCUAACUUCAUCCAUAACUUCAAGAUUUUCUGAUCAAUUACCUCGAGCGUUGUUUCUUCAAUUGGACCAUUGUUCUGUCCGACCAGUAGGAAUUCCACUGUGACCACACGUUUGUCUGUGCGUCUCG